AUGACCACAGAACUUACGAAAAGUACCUCAUUAGAGGAUGAAUCUCCCGUCGUUCAACCCGAAACCGAGACUGCUCCCGCGCAGACCUUUCGGGAAUUAGGUGUUAUAGAUUCACUAUGUGAAGCUUGCGAAAACCUUGGAUUCUCAACACCAACGCCAAUUCAAGCGCGCUGCAUCCCCAUCGCUUUACAAGGACGAGAUUUGAUUGGCCUCGCAGAGACCGGUAGUGGGAAAACAGCAGCAUUUGUAUUGCCGAUACUCCAGGCGCUGAUGGAAACCCCUCAACCACUUCAUUCGCUUAUCCUCGCACCGACUCGAGAACUUGCGCAACAGAUCGCCCGUACCGUGGAAGCUUUGGGUGCUACGAUCUCCGUGCGAUGUACGCUAUUGAUUGGUGGUAUGGAUAUGAUGCCGCAAGCUAUUGCUCUGGGAAAGAAACCGCACGUCGUCGUUGCGACUCCGGGACGUUUGCUGGAUCAUUUGGAAAACACAAAGGGGUUUUCGUUGAGGCAGAUCAAAUUCCUCAUUCUGGAUGAGGCCGACAGGCUUCUCGAUCUCGAUUUUGGACCAAUUAUAGACAAGCUUCUCCGCCUCUUACCGAAGAGAAAAACAUACCUCUUUUCGGCCACCAUGUCCAGCAAGGUUGAAUCACUUGAGCGGGCGUCAUUAUCGGACCCAGUGCGAGUUUCAGUCUCAACCAAGAACCAGACAGCCUCAAAGCUAUUACAGUCUUACUCAUUCAUCCCACACAAAUUCAAAGAUGUUUAUCUUGUACACCUGCUCAACGAGCGUACGGGGCAAAUGGGCAUACUUUUCACUCGCACAGUCCACGAAACCCAGCGACUAUCUUUCUUGCUACGGAAUCUCGGGUUUCCUGCUAUCCCGAUCCAUGGCCAACUGUCGCAAAGCGCUCGUUUAGCAUCCUUGAACAAAUUCCGCACGCGGUCUCGCAACUUACUCAUUGCAACUGAUGUUGCCGCCCGAGGAUUGGAUAUCCCUGCUGUGGAUUUUGUGCUCAACUAUGAUCUGCCUCAGGACAGCAAGACUUACAUUCACCGAGUGGGAAGAACUGCCCGUGCGGGAAAGAGUGGUAUAGCUAUUUCAUUCGUUACCCAGUAUGAUGUGGAAUUAUGGUUGCGAAUUGAAGACGUUCUGGGCAAGAAAGUGGACGAGCACAAGCCUGAAAAGGACGAAGUCAUGAUCUUUGCCGAGCGAGUGAGCGAGGCACAGAGGAGAGCUAUCAUGGCGCUGAGGGAUAUGCAAGAAAAAGACACCAAGGGCCGGGGAGGCAGACACAAGAAGAGAACCAGAGAUGACAUGGACAAAGAGGAUAAUUAG
Talaromyces rugulosus is the source of this 1338-nucleotide messenger RNA. RefSeq lists its product as uncharacterized. The record is from RefSeq and is a predicted model, not a curated record. NCBI's taxonomy places the organism in Eukaryota, Fungi, Ascomycota, Eurotiomycetes, Eurotiales, Trichocomaceae. The transcript has a single exon. Bases 1 to 1338 code for a protein of 445 amino acids. Gene Ontology annotation, molecular function: ATP binding; RNA helicase activity; nucleic acid binding.